Pelobates fuscus (common spadefoot toad) is the source of this 2217-nucleotide messenger RNA. RefSeq names its product SH2/SH3 adapter protein NCK1-like. Gene Ontology annotation, biological process: negative regulation of endoplasmic reticulum stress-induced eIF2 alpha phosphorylation; cell migration; positive regulation of translation in response to endoplasmic reticulum stress. Gene Ontology annotation, molecular function: receptor tyrosine kinase binding; ephrin receptor binding; signaling adaptor activity. The coding region runs from base 246 to 1661 and encodes 471 amino acids. Lineage: Eukaryota; Metazoa; Chordata; Amphibia; Anura; Pelobatidae. The transcript has a single exon. The record is from RefSeq and is a predicted model, not a curated record.
UGAGCGGGGCGGGGUCAGGCGCGCUGCGCUGUCUAGGAGUCCGUUGAGCUGGGAGCUGCUAAUGGUCUGAAGCCGGAAAACGGGCUGGGUCUGUCCAGGGCGGCCCGCUGACUGCUCGGCUCUUCCUUCCAUGCCAACAGGCCCGCACUGGCCCUCAGAUGGAUUUGCUGAUGUAAAGAAAAGUGACUUGGAUUUCUCCUGGCUGCUUACUAGACUACACUGUUGAGCAUCAGCACUUUUAGAAGAUGACGACAGAAGAGGUGGUCGUUGUUGCAAAGUUUGACUACGUUGCACAGCAAGACCAGGAGUUGGAUAUCAAAAAAAAUGAAAGGCUUUGGCUCCUAGACGAUUCAAAAUCAUGGUGGCGUGUUCGCAAUUCUGUGAACAAAACUGGAUUUGUACCAUCUAACUAUGUUGAAAGGAAGAACAGUGCUCGUAAAGCAUCAAUUGUAAAAAAUCUAAAGGACACAUUGGGUAUUGGAAAAGUGAAACGGAAAACAAACAUGCCAGAUUCUUCAUCAACAGCUGAUGAUAGCUUCCCAGACACCGAGCGGUUAUAUGACUUGAACAUGCCAGCAUAUGUUAAAUUUACUUACACCGCAGAGAGGGAUGAUGAGCUGUCUUUGGUAAAAGGCACAAAAGUCAUUGUAAUGGAGAAGUGCAGUGAUGGCUGGUGGCGAGGAAGCUACAAUGGACGCAUGGGCUGGUUUCCUUCAAACUACGUGACCGAAGAAAAUGAUAGUCCCUCUGGUGACCAAGUGGGCUCCUUAACAGAGAAAUUGGCCGCAGUUGUUAAUAACCUUAACAAUGGUCGUUCGCUUCAUGUAGUUCAGGCUCUUUACCCAUUUAGCUCAUCCAAUGAGGAGGAACUUAAUUUUGAGAAGGGAGAAGUAAUGGAUGUUAUUGAGAAGCCAGAAAAUGAUCCAGAAUGGUGGAAGUGUCGGAAGAGCAAUGGUCUUGUAGGUCUGGUGCCGAAGAACUACGUUACUAUCAUGCAGAACUUUCAAUCCAGUUCAGGUUAUGAGCCUUUACCACCUCGCUGUGAUUAUGUUGGACCCUCUGCAUCUGGAAGAUUUGCUGGCAACCAGUGGUAUUAUGGAAAGGUGACACGACAUCAAGCAGAAAUGGCACUAAAUGAACGUGGAAAUGAGGGAGACUUUCUUAUUAGAGACAGUGAGUCUUCACCAAAUGACUUUUCGGUGUCGCUGAAAGCCCAAGGAAAAAACAAGCAUUUCAAAGUGCAGAUGAAAGACAGUGUGUACUGUAUUGGCCAGCGCAAAUUUACUACAUUGGAGGAAUUGGUAGAACAUUACAAAAAGGCCCCUAUAUUUACCAGUGAGCAGGGUGAGAAACUAUCUAAUCAAGCCUUUGUCUUGAGGAUGCAAAGUGGAAACGAGGGAAGGAUUUCCAGGAUUGGUGCAUUCACUGAACGACUGAAAAGACGACGGCUGGAAGCCACGGAACGUACCAAAGGCAUCUUUUGGCCCAGUAGCAAUCCUCCUGUAUCACUAUUCCCAAGUCCCAGCCGACAUAUUUUCCCCUUUUUAGAAUUUAAUUCUUCUAUAUUAUUUUUAUUUGCCACCACACUUUCUGUGCAGUUUCUCCACCCCCUUUUUUUCUACAUUAUGCCUUAUUAUUGCAACAUAUCAGAUUCGGUGUAGAAUUGUGUAACCUUCUGUAAUCAAUUAUGUCCUGAGCAAUGUGACUGUGGAUUGACAAGAAAAGAUCAUGUCUGAUAUCUAGCAUCUACAUGCUGCUUCAUUUGGGUAGGGGAGGGGUUCUUCAAGUAUAUGUUGGGUUUUUCCCUUCAUUCCAUGCUAUGAACUAUGAAUUUUUAAAGUCCGCCUGGAUCAAAUGCUGUUCUCACUGUGGAAAUGCUGUCUUCGGUUUCACAACCCCUAUCAGACUGUACAUUAUGUCAGCUACAGAAGUGGGAUGUGUGCUAACUGUCUUCUUUUCUUGUUAUUAUCCAAGACAUUUCAUAUUUAUUUGUUAAAAGAAACAAAAACCUUUGAUUACAUUUCACGUGGACUGUUCCUUAAAAUGUUUUAAUACUUACAACAUAAAGGUUGUUCAUAUGUUUAGCUUUUUAUGGCCUUAUAGGAGACUUUUAAAACAAUGCAGUCUGCUGUUAUAAGAACAGACUUGUGAAUGUGCAGGUAUAGAACUAGAAGAUGCCUGUCUCUACAAAUACAAUAAAGACUCUUACUUAUUGAA